UGGCUACACAAGUGCUCGCGUCGCUUCGUGUAAUCAUGGCAUACUUCAAUUUAAAGCAGUUUAACAGGUUUGAAAGAACCUACCUAAUCGCAUAUACUGUGUCCACACCACCACAUCCAUCAUUUUAGAGGCCCUUCAGCAUCAAUUAGCACCAUGAACUUCGGCGGUAUGAUGGGCGGCGCGGCACCGGGUGUGCCCCAGCAGCCUUCGCAGCAGUCACAGCUUAUGAUGGCCAAAGUGGAGAUGGCGUCCUACGCGGAUUUGUUCGAGCGUCUGUCGCGCGUGUGUUUCCAGAAGUGCAAGUUCAAGUACAACGACGGCCAACUGAACGUGGGCGAGAUGAGCUGCAUCGACCGCUGCUCGGGCAAGUACAUGCAGGCCUACAGCACACUAGGUGUCAAGAUGGCGCAAGUGGAGAAGGAGAUCAUGGAUCAGGCUGCUGCUGGCGCCGGUGUGCAGCAAUAGACGAAGGAAGCGGCACAAGAUCCAAGCCAAUGAGACUUUUUAGCACAGAGAGUGAUAAGAGAGACAUUGGGAGAUCUAAAUAGUGGCUUACGUUGUUGAUUGUUGCUGUCCAGUCG
Molecule: messenger RNA, 581 nt
Organism: Phytophthora nicotianae INRA-310
Lineage: Eukaryota; Oomycota; Peronosporomycetes; Peronosporales; Peronosporaceae
Exons: 1
Coding region: 154-465 (103 amino acids)
Biological process (GO): protein insertion into mitochondrial inner membrane
Cellular component (GO): mitochondrial inner membrane
Source: RefSeq, a predicted model, not a curated record